Molecule: messenger RNA, 1074 nt
Organism: Plenodomus lingam JN3
Lineage: Eukaryota; Fungi; Ascomycota; Dothideomycetes; Pleosporales; Leptosphaeriaceae
Source: RefSeq, a predicted model, not a curated record
AUGCCUGCGUGUUUGACCCACCAAGAGUGGAACCAAGAAACGGGUGCUUUGGAGGUUGCGAACGCAUUCGCCGAUCAGAUUCGUGGGAAGAAGAUUCUCAUUACUGGUGUAUCGCCUGAAUCAAUCGGUUCUGCCAUAGCCCUGAGCAUUGCAUCUCAGUCUCCUGAUCUCUUGAUUUUCGCUUCACGAACUCGAUCAAAGCUUGAAGAGGUUGCAAAUUCAAUCAAGAAUGCCCAUCCCAAGGUCGACGUCAAGAUCGUCAUACUUGAUCUAAUGUCCCAGGCUUCUGUCAAAGAAGCAGCAGCAGAAGUCGCCAGCCUGACUGAUCGUCUGGACCUCAUCAUCAACAAUGCCGGACUCAUGACGCAGAAACGAGUGGCCACCAAGGAAGGUAUUGAGGGGCAAUUUGGCGCCAACCACAUUGGUCACUUUCUCCUCACUAACUUGCUGAUGCCUCAAUUACUGGCUGCAGCUAAGACGAACGCGCCAGGCUCCACCCGCGUUGUCAACUUGAGCAGUCUAGGGCAUCGUUUGAGUCCUGUUCGCUUCUCAGAUUACAAUCUAACAGGAAAGGAAGUACCGCCAGAGGAGAUGCACAAACCAUUACCACCGAUAUUUGCAGGCAGUGCCGAUGACGGAUACAACGGUUUCGUUGCAUACGGGCAAGGGAAAACUGCAAACAUCCUCUUCUCGGUGGUUUUGAAUGAGAGACUGAAAAAUAAGGGUAUUGCGAGUUACGCUGUGCACCCUGGAUCAAUUUGGACAGGCCUGAGUCGAGACCUAGACCCAGAUGGUGAGGCGGCCAUCAAGAACACGAGUACUUUCUGGAAGAAUCGCGACCAAGGUGCAUCGACUGUGUUGGUAGCAGCACUUGAUCCUGCGUUAAAUGGUGAGCUCAUGUCCACAUCAAACAACCUCCAUGAUACUAACGUCAUGGAAGAUGUACAUUCUAAUGGAGUGUUCUUACACGACUGCCAAAUGACUGAUGCUGCGCCUUACGCGACUGAUUCAAAGCUUGCUGAACGACUGUGGGCUCUGAGUGAGAAGCUCGUGCAGCAGGAGUUCAAAUGGUGA